Messenger RNA from Pollicipes pollicipes, 841 nucleotides. It is a transcript of the gene mRpS18C, whose product is annotated as mitochondrial ribosomal protein S18C. Gene Ontology annotation, biological process: mitochondrial translation. The transcript is spliced from 2 exons. Gene Ontology annotation, cellular component: mitochondrial small ribosomal subunit; ribosome. The record is from RefSeq and is a predicted model, not a curated record. NCBI's taxonomy places the organism in Eukaryota, Metazoa, Arthropoda, Thecostraca, Pollicipedomorpha, Pollicipedidae. Gene Ontology annotation, molecular function: structural constituent of ribosome; small ribosomal subunit rRNA binding. The coding region runs from base 136 to 618 and encodes 160 amino acids.
UGUGCGGGAUAGGUGGAGACUGGGUUGGUGAGGAACCUCGAAGUUGAAUACAAGACGUGUCGAAGAUAAUUUUUUUUGGAGUACCUCCACGGCACUCUUUGCACAUAUACAGUCAGCCAGGAUCAGCAGAUCACCAUGAGUCUGGUGCCCUGGGCGCUGGCCCUGCUGCGGGGGCCGAGCCGACGUCUGCCCACGCUCGUCUCGGCCCGCGGCGAGGCCUCCUCAGCGGCCCGGGCACCGCCGACCGCCGCCGCCGGCGAGGCCGCCCCCCAGCCCGCCGCCGCCGCCGGCCACACGGCUCCGUCGCCCGACGCGCCCCUCCCAGACAUGGAGAACCCGUACCAGACGGAACGGCGGCAGUGCAUAGCGUGCCGCCACCAGCUGCGCUUCGACUACAAGAACGCCAAGCUGCUGAGCCAGUUCGUGUCGCCGUUCACCGGCCGCAUGUACGGCCGUCACGUGACCGGCCUGUGCGCCGAGCAGCACCGCCGCCUCGACAGCGAGUACAAGAAGGCCGUCGUCUGCGGCUACAUGGGACUGAAGAUCAAGCAGGUGGAGUUCCUCCGGGACCCGAGGAUCUGCGACCUGACCAAGCCUGUGCGGCCGCACAGGUUUUAGCGGGUACCAGUGGGUGUUAGAUGACUUGGAGUGCUUGGAUCACGUGUCGCUGCGUCUGUGUUUGGCGUGCGGGGUGUCAGAAGGGGCGCGAGUCCUGCAGAAAAUGUGGCCCGUCCAUAGUGAACGGUCCAGCGAAUGAGAAGUGUCGAUACAGUCCAUCGCGAGCGACCGUCUGUCGGUACUAGGCGCACCGGCUCGGCCAAAUAUAUUCUCGCAUGUCCCA